Ordospora pajunii is the source of this 2022-nucleotide messenger RNA. RefSeq names its product MutL protein. Gene Ontology annotation, cellular component: MutLalpha complex. Lineage: Eukaryota; Fungi; Microsporidia; Ordosporidae. The record is from RefSeq and is a predicted model, not a curated record. Gene Ontology annotation, molecular function: ATP binding; ATP hydrolysis activity; mismatched DNA binding. Gene Ontology annotation, biological process: mismatch repair. The transcript has a single exon. The coding region runs from base 1 to 2022 and encodes 673 amino acids.
AUGCCAAAAAUACAAAGGCUUGCUGAUCAUGCCAGCAAGAGAAUCAAGACACAACAGUAUGUGGCAGAUCAUUAUGUGGUUGCAAAAGAGCUGAUAGAAAAUUCGAUAGAUUCAGGUGCAACACGCAUCAAAAUAACAUUUGAUGAUUGCAUAACUGUCGAGGACAACGGAUGCGGCAUCGAAGACCUGGAUGCAAUUGCAGUUGAAGGCUCUACAUCCAAGGAGUCAAUGUCCUACUAUGUGCUUGGAUGUGUGCAAACAACAGCAAGGUUCUUCUAUGGAUUCAGAGGACAGGCGCUAUGGUCGAUCGCAAGCAUGAGUGACCUGGAGGUCACAUCGAGGUCAACAAAACCGUUUGCCAUUUGCAAAUGCUUCAGCACCAACACGACGUCCAGAUGUGCAAGAGAGCGAGGAACAACUGUGGAGGUCAAGAACCUGUUCAAGAACAAUCCUGUAAGAAGGCUGUCGAGCCGAAGCAGCAUCCGUACAUAUCUUGGCAGGAUAUGCAGUCUUCUCGAGCAUUACAGCUGUGUAAAUGAUGUGGAGUUUAUUCUGUUCCAUGACAGAAAGGUGCUGAUGAGCCUGAAGGGAUGCGGAGUGCCUCGUAAGUACUUUGAAUUGCAGUAUGCGCAGUAUGCAGGGCAGUAUAUGGAGAUAUACACAGGUGUGUUUGAUCUGAUUAUGCUUCCUGUGGCAGCCAAGAAUCCUAAACAGAUGAUUUUCUUGGAAAAGAGGCCAAUUGAAAGCAAGAGGAUCCUGAAUGCAAUAAGGAAGGAGUUUGGAAUGUAUUUUGAUGGAAGACCAGCGUUUGUGCUGGUGAUUAAGUGUUCUGGAGAUGUAAAUGUGGCUGUUGACAAGAGCGAAGUGAUUCUUGAUGAUGAAGAGGGAAUUAUAAGUCUUCUACGAUCAGAGAUCGGCAGGUUUUUUUCGGCAUCGAUUGUUGUUGUGCCUGGAAAGGCUGUUGCAAGCAGCACUGAUGGAAGUAUUCCAGGCAAAUGCAUGCCAAGAGAUUUGGAAGAGGUAAGCAGGCAAAUCAGGUCAAGAAGUGAUGUUUCUAGUGAGUGUGAGGCCUCAGGUAAAGAACAUAUGCCUUCAAUAAUAAAAGAACCUAGCACGGCAGAGAAUGCCUGUAAUUCAUCAGAAAUAGAUCAGGCUGGUAAUCGAAGCAAUAAAAAAGUCGAAACUGACGACUUGGAGUUCAUGAUUCUACCGGAGACUGCCAUAUAUUCAUAUCAGGAUGAUGCAUGCGCAGAUGCGAAUAAUGCACACAGAAUGAGUGUUCUUGACAAGCACACACAUGUGAAUAAGUCUGAAAAGCAUAACACUCGGGAUAUUCCAGAGCAUAUCGCAGGUAGUGCAAGAGGCUUUAGCAGUGACCUGGGCAUUAAUGCAUACGAAAGCGAAAAGCCUACAGCAGGCGCAUAUAUGUUUUUCAAGCACGAUGAGGCAGUGCAGCCAAGACUGUGCUUUUCAAAAGAAGACUUUGGGAAGUUAGAGGUCAUAGGGCAGUUCAACCACGGGUUUAUCAUUGCAAAGCUAGACAAAACCGAUAAGACAUAUCUUGUUGCAGUGGAUCAGCAUGCAGCAGAUGAAAUUAGCAACUACGAAAGAAUAAAGACAUCUUUUACUCUGAAGACACAGAAGCUGCUUGUUCCUAUUGAUCUGCAUCUCAAUGCAUUGGAUCAGAUCAUUGUGAACGAAAACCUGGACAUUCUUGCAAAGAAUGGAUUCAUCAUAGGCGACGGGGCAUUACAAGCAGCUCCAGCAUAUAAGAACGAGGUGUUUGGUGUUGAUGAGUUUUUUAGGUUUAUUGAGGACAUAAAAGAUGGGGAGAAUGAGUUCUGGAAGAUUCAGGAAAUAGUUGCAUCAAAGUCAUGCAGAACAAGCAUAAUGAUAGGCGACACACUCUCGGCAAGUGAUAUGAAGAGGGUUGUGAACAAUCUUGCAUACUUGGAAAGGCCAUGGAAAUGUCCGCAUGGAAGACCAACGUUUAUGAUCCUCAAUGAGUGCUUGGAGACGUGA